This is a messenger RNA of Ciona intestinalis (vase tunicate), 2895 nucleotides long. Its product is annotated as bile acid-CoA:amino acid N-acyltransferase-like. NCBI's taxonomy places the organism in Eukaryota, Metazoa, Chordata, Ascidiacea, Phlebobranchia, Cionidae. Gene Ontology annotation, biological process: fatty acid metabolic process; acyl-CoA metabolic process. The record is from RefSeq and is a predicted model, not a curated record. Gene Ontology annotation, molecular function: fatty acyl-CoA hydrolase activity.
UGCUGUUUUUAAGUAUGUUGCUUAUAGCAAGACCAACAAAAAUGUAGCAAAUGAAAAAGCAUCUUAAGAGAUAUUAAAUUUUAUUACCUAAUUUUAUAAAAUUGCUUGUUGCCAUUUUGUUAUUUUAAUUAUUUUCUAUUUGUGAUAUCAUUGUGUUGCCGCCAAUUAAAAGUGUCAAGCAAAGAAAAAUGAUGGCACCCAACUUUAAAUACAAUCUAUUUUGUAUUUAUUAUCGUACCAAACCGGUUAUUUUCAAGUAAAAAACGUAUUAUUUGCAACAUUACUAAUGUAAGUGAAAGUCGUUACAUCUGCUUAAUAUCGGGAUAAGCAAAUUUGGGCACUUAUAAAUGUGCAUAAGUAAAAUAUAAGUAUGCGUUGUUAAGUAAAAACAUAUUAUUUGCCACAUUACCAAUGUAAGUUGAAGUCAUCUACCAUUGGAAAUUAUACUAAAAAUAUGUUUGGUAUUCUUUAAUAAGAUGCACUACCUUUUAAGCUGUUAUAUCUGCUUAAUAUCGGGAUAAGUGUUUUUGUUCUAAAAUAAAAAUGUUAGCUAUUCUUUGAACGCUGUUUCUCCUUUGUAAUUUAUAGUUCCUAAUUGAAUCUUAAGUUAUUCGCUAAGGAUAACCCAUUGUUGCAUUUUGAAUUAUUGUAGUAUCAAGGCUAUAUACUUACUGUAGCAUAGCUAAUGUGAAUGUUAUUGUUGCAAUGAUUUCAGAUAAAACUGUUUUUGCAUUUCUUUUUUGUGCAAUCUGUAAUGGUUUGAAAUUAAGUCUGCUUAUGAAGCUUUUCUUUAUACAAAUGCUAACUAAAUCAAAUUCUGCAGAGUUAAGGUUUUAAAUAAAUUAAAAUAUGUUUAAACACUCUGUUAAAAUCAAUAUCAAUGAGACGGAUAGCAUCUCUGACCAACCAAUCACUAUAUCUGUUGCAGGUUUACGUCCACUGCAGAAGGUAACCUUACAUUCUCAUACAACAAUUGAUAAUGGGAACUCAUUUGAAUGUGUUGCAGUUUAUAAGUCAGAUCAUCAAGGAAGCAUAAAUCUAUCAACUGAUGAAUCCAUUGGAGGGAGCUACAGAGGUGUUGAGCCAAUGGGAUUAAUUUGGGCAAUGAAGGAAUCACCUAUGAAUAAACAUGCCCAUGCACGAUUCGUCAAAAUGGACAUCACAACUCCUCUAGUGGUGAUGUUGAACGUAUAUGAAGAGUUGAUCUUCACAUUGGAGGAGUUGGACUCGAGAAGGAAGAAUUUAAAGAAGCUCGCUUCAACUCACAUCAAGCGAUGGUUCAUGGCAGCGGGAACAAAGAGAAUCACUCUCACUGUAGAAAAACAUGGAAUUCAUGGGACUCUUUUCAUUCCUCCUGGUCAAGGACCUUUUCCAGCUGUGCUCACAUUGUUUGGUAGUUACCCAGGAACAAUGGAAUUCAAAGCAGCUCUUCUUUCAUCCUACGGUUUUGUAACACUUGCUCUAGCUUUUUAUGGAGUACCAGGUCUUCCAAGCUUGGAAAGUUUCCAUAGCUGGAAAGUUGACUUGGGGUAUUUCGAAAAAGCUUUUGAAUAUUUGUCCAACAUUCAGGAAGUCGAUGACACAAAGGGUUUUGGUGUAAUUUGCAUUUCUUUUAGUACACAAAUUAUGCUUGCUGCUGCCUCUUUCUUGCCAAAAAUUAGAUGUGUGGUUUGGAUAAAUGGGACUAUUCAUACCAGUUAUAUAAAUCUAAUGUAUAAAGGACAGGAAAUGCCAAUUUCUCAAGCUCAUUCGGAGCCGGGAAAUUUUAUAUUGAAUGGAGUUGUGAAAGGUAGACAGUUGUUUUUAACAUUCCAAGACCCUUUUUGCCCAGAAGCAGUCGCUGGUCUUACAGAUUUCUACAAGAGAAAAGGUAUCUCUUACUUGUUUGUUGUUGGUCUUAGUGAUGAAAGUUUACAUUCUGAAUUGUGGGCAAAUCAGGCUGAAAAACUCUUCAAACUGGCUGGCCAUCCAAGUUAUAAAAUCCUUCGAUACCCAGGCGCAGGUCACCUGAUUGAGCCCCCCUAUACCCCCCAUAUUGCCGUGACAGCUCAAAAGGGUCAAACAGUAAAAAUGGAUUGGGGAGGCAAGACAUUACCACACUGUAGAGCACAGGAGCACUCAUGGAUUGAACAGAUCAAAUUCCUGAAGGAAAAUCUUCUGAAUCAAUUAUUUCAAGGUCACAAACUAUAAUCAAAAAUGUAACUUUGCUUAGAACCUGAUUUUGAAACAACUGUUUUAAAUAAUUAGUUAGGCUAUAAUUCAUAUGUAGGAAUCUACCUUAAAAUUUUAAAACAACAUAUAUUCUUUGUGUUUUGAACCUGCUUUUAAAAGAUUCCUGCUAGAGUUUAAAUUCAUAUUUUUGUUGCCAAACUUUUUUGUCUGUUUUUGUUGAUUGUAAAUAAUUUUAGUUUAUUAUUUUAUUUUACAACAUAUGUAACAUAAUAUAUGCAACGCGUGUUUAAUAGACAUGAUUUUUUUAUUUAUAUAUGCAUUUUCUACUGUUGUUUUGGUGCUGAUAAUCUGUUAAUAUUAAACAUCAUUUUUAAAUUUGUUUUUUUGUGUGUUUAUUAGGAUAACCUUGUAUAUUGAUUUUAUUAUAAUGUCUCUAAAUGAAAAUGAGCUAUUUUGAACCAUUUAGCAUUAAAAAGUAUAAACUGUUCUAUUGAAAAAAUGAUUAUUUAAACAUUAGUAUGUCAGAAUCAUUAUAAAUAAUAUUGCAUUUAUUAUGACUUUUUUUUAUUUCUUCAAUUUUUUACCAUUAUUAUUCUUAAUUUAUACUUUUUUCAUACUUACUUGUUUAGUUAGGUUGUUUUGUUUAGGAAGCCUAAUGUUUGAUAUUGCAUUGAAAAUUUAUUGCAUUGAUUUCAUAUAACUACCUAUUUCAAUUUUUAACAG